Molecule: messenger RNA, 5736 nt
Organism: Closterium sp. Yama58-4
Lineage: Eukaryota; Viridiplantae; Streptophyta; Zygnematophyceae; Desmidiales; Closteriaceae
Source: the annotation of a GenBank genome assembly
AUGGCUACUCCUCCUGUACUCGCUUUCGAUACUGAGGGCCGCCCAGUGAAGUUUGACACCUGGCUCGAUGACCUGCACCUCUACCUACAGCUCACUGCCAAGGAAGAUAUUUCACUGUACGAUCACGCCCUAGGCCACGCUACUGCACCUCCUACUACUGCUGACAGCACUCAGCGCUCACAGUGGCAGACUCGUGACGCUCACGCUCGCUUUGCCAUUCGCAACUCCCUACCGCUAGAUGAGCGCGAGCACUUUGGCCAGCACAAGACUGCUAAGGAGCUGUACACUGCUGUAGUUGCUCGUUACUCCUCGCCUGCUUCUGCCGCACUAGGCCGCCUCUCCCUCCCCUACCUGUUCCCCGACCUGGCCUCCUUCCACACCGUUGCUGACCUCAUCACCCACCUCAAGACUAGUGAGGCCCGCUUCCGCGCUGCUAUGCCUGCCGAGGACCAGUUUCUAGCUCGCUGCCCCACUGAGCUCACCAUUGCCCUCCUCGAGAAGGAGCUACUUGCAGCCGAGGCGAGUGUCGUCGCUGUAGGUGCCUCUCGUGGUGACCCCCGCACUCCUUUCUUUGAGGGGUGUUCCCCUUCCCCCCUCCUUCCCUCUGUCGCCUCUGCUUCUGCUGUCGACCUUCUUGGUGCUGAGAAGGUCGGGACCGCGUCUGCUUCGAGCGGGCGCCGCAGGACGAGAGGGGGCAAGGGUGGAGGUGGCGGCGGGGGCGGUGGGGGUGGAGGCGGUGGGAGUGGAGGAGGGGCUGGAGAGGCUAGUGGCGGCAGUGGGGGUGGUGACGGCAGCGGCGGGGGUGGUGGCAGGGGCGGGGGCGGCGGUGGGGGCGGAGGUGGUCGUGGCAGCGGCAGGGGAGGCGGUGGUCACGGAGGUGGCGGCAGUGGUGGUGGCCGUGGAGGCGCUGGCGGUGGUCUGAGCCAGCAGCACACUCCGUCGCUCCAGGAGGCCCGUGAGUGGUAUGCCCAGCGUCUUAGCUGCACGUAUGUCAUCCGCACUGGUGACCGCACUGGUCAGCAGUGUGGGAGGCCGCACCCCACGCAGCGCUGUUUCGCGCGCCUUACCGACGCUUGGCGCACCCAGUUCCCUGAUGGCGCUGAGCUGCCCCGCUGGGCUGAUCUGGAGAGGAAGGGGGUUGAUAUCUGGGCUCUAGACUUUGAUGCUAUUCUCACUGCCAUGUAUGCCAUGUUUACUAGUGGAGAGGGUGCUCAGUACUUGUGUGUUCCGCCCGACCCGGGCAUUCUGCCCACUGCCGCUCCAGGUGCUAGUGAGACUGCCGCUGCAGGUACUUGCGUGUCUGCUCCCUCAGGUGAUGGUGAGGCUGUCGCUCUAGGUGCUCGUGCGUCUGUCCCCCCUGGUACUGAGUCGACUGAGGCACUGCACACCUUCACCCUGGACUCAGGUGCUUCACGCUGUUUCUUUCGUGACCGCACUGUCCUUGAGCCACUUGCUCGGCCAGUUGCUGUCUCCCUCGCUGACCCCUCUGGGGGUCCGGUCAUUGCGACCUCCUCCACUGUCCUUCCCUGUCCAGCGGUCCCGUCCGGCACACUGUCAGGGCUCUACCUCCCCUCGUUCUCUACAAACUUGGUGGCAGGUCAGCUGUCUGCCCCCUGCUCGUGUCGGUCUCUCGCGCACGACACCGUCCUCUGGCACCACCGACUUGGCCACCCGUCCGUGCAGCGCCUUCGGACCAUGCACCAGCGGUACCUUGUCUCUGGUCUUCCCAGGGUUCUACCUCCCCUCCCACCCUCGCCGGCUCCUCCCUGUAUUCCCUGUGUCGAGGGGCGGCAGCGCGCCGCUCCUCACUCUUCUGCGUUUCCCCCGACGGAGGCUCCUCUGCAGACACUCCACCUGGACGUGUGGGGCCCCGCCCGCGUUCGUGGACAGGGCGGGGAGCGCUACUUUCUGCUGGUAGUUGACGACUACACGCGUUACACCACGGUCUUCCCCUUGCGCACCAAGGGUGAGGUCCCUGAUGUCUUGAUCCCUUGGAUCCGCGCUACUCGUCUCCAGCUGGAGCGGCGCUUUCGCUCGGACCUUCCGGUCCUGCGACUGCACUCUGAUAGGGGCGGUGAGUUUUCCUCCGACCUCUUGCGCGCCUUCUGUCAGGAGGAGGGCAUUGAGCAGACGUUCACGCUUCCGGCCUCUCCACAGCAGAAUGGGGUUGCUGAGUGCCGCAUUGGCCUGGUCAUGGAGGUCGCUCGUACCUCCUUGGUCCAUGCGGCUGCCCCCCAUUUUCUGUGGCCGUUUGCUGUCCGGUACGCCGCGCAUCAGCUCAACCUCUGGCCCCGUGUCUCCGCUCCAGAGACCUCGCCGACACUACGUUGGACGGGAGAGGUUGGCGAUGCGUCGGUGUUCCGCGUCUGGGGAUCUCGUGCCUUUGUCCGCGACACGUCCGCGGACAAGCUCUCUCGUCGCGCUGUCCCUUGUGUCUUCCUUGGCUUUGUCCCUGACGCGUCUGGCUGGCAGUUUUACCACCCUGUCUCGCGCCGUGUCUUCCCCUCUCAGGACGUCACGUUCGACGAGUCGGUCCCCUUCUACCGUCUCUUCCCCUACCGCACUGCCCCGCUCCCCCCUCCGCCUCUCUUCCUCGCGCCAGGUGCUGCUGUUGUAGAGCCCCUCCCCCCUCAGGGUGCCGCUCCCUCAGGUGUGUCUCAGGUAGACCCCGUUGAGCCUGUCGAGGUAGCCGUCGAGUCGCGUCCUCCUCGGGGUACUGAGCCUGGGGGUGCUGAGACUGGGGGUGCUGAGCCUGGGGGUGCUGAGACUGGGGGUGCUGAGCCUGGAGGUGCUGAGCCUGGAGGUGCUGAGACUGGGGGUGCUGAGACUGGGGGUGCUGAGCCUGGGGGUGCUGAGACUGGGGGUGCUGAGCCUGGAGGUGCUGAGCCUGGAGGUGCUGAGAGUAGGGGUGCUGAGCCUGGAGGUGCUGAGUCUGGUGGUGUUGAGUCUGGUGGUGCUGAGCCUGAGCGUGCUACACCUGGAGGAGCCCUCUCCUCCCAGCAGCUGCAGGAGAGGUACCUCCGGUACUGCAGCCUCCGGAGGGGUGCUCCUGGCGCCGGUACCCGUGCUUCCCCACCUCCCCGGGAGCUCCCCUCCCUUCAGCAGAUCCGAGAGUGGUACACGCGGCGCUGCAGUCUUCGGAGUGGAGCCCCUGGUGCCGCGGACCCGGACGGUGGAGCUACUGCUGGUGCUGAGGACCCGGACGGUGGAGCUGCUGCUGGUGCUGAGGACCCGGACGGUGGAGCUGCUGCUGGUGCUGAGGACCCGGACGGUGGAGCUGCUGCUGGUGCUGAGGACGCGGACGGUGGAGCUGCUGCUGGUGCUGAGGCCCCGGGCGGUGGAGCUGCUGCUGGUGCUGCGGACCCGCACGGUGGAGCUGCUGCUGGUGCUGAGGACCCGACCGGUGGUGCUGCUGCUGGUGCUGCGGACCCGAACGGUGGAGCUGCUGCUGGUGCUGCGGACCCGGCCGGUGGAGCUGCUGCUGGUGCUGCGGACCCGGACGGUGGCGCUGCUGCUGGUGCUGAGGUCCCCGGUGCUGGUGUCCCUGCUGGCUCUGGAGACGCUACGAGGCCGCGACCGUACUUCGUCCCGCUCCUUCAGCAGGUUCUUGGUCUGGCUCCUCCUCCUUAUCCUCCUCCCUCCGUAGAGUGUCUGCAGCCUGUCCAGUCGCAGUCACAGUUACCGCCUACCUCGCCUCUCCCUGGUCCCUCUCCUUACACCGGUCCCACAGGAGGUCUUACCGAGCGUCGUGAGCCUGCGUCUCGUCCUGCGUCGCCUGUUCGUCCUGCGCGCACUAGUCGUCGUGGCACACGUGAGCGUCCUCCUCCUGUCCUUGGCACUCACUACAUGACACUGCGUCGCUCCACUGCUCCUCAGCGUGUCCCUCUGCCGUCUCCUCCUGCGUCCUCUCUCCCUACUCUUCCUGACCCGGAGUCUGACUCCCGUCGUGCUGCCAGUCCCACUGUCACGCGUCUCCUCGCCACUGUUGUCACUAACCCUACCUUUGAGUCCUCUGCUGCGUCUGCUCUGGUUGCUGAGUUGGUUGACUUUGCUGCCGCGUGCCGUCUAGACUUCGCCGCUAGCCUUGUUGCUGAGUCUGAGUCUGUCUGUCCUCCGUCCAUCGGGGGUGAGUGUGCUCUAGGCACGGACGUCCUUGAGGACAGGCAGGAGGAGUUCCAGUGCUUUGCUGCUGCUUUGCCCCAUCUUGUGUCCAUGCUAGUUGCCCCUGAGGGAGACCCGGAUGCACCAGACAUCCCGACCCCGCGCUCUUACGCAGAGGCGGUGGCAGGUCCCUACUCCUCUCAGUGGCAGACAGCCAUGGACGCAGAGAUGGCUUCCUGGAAGUCCACACGCACCUACGUCGACGAGGUUCCCCCACCUGGGGCGAACAUCGUCAGUGGCAUGUGGAUUUUCAGGGUGAAGCGGCCGCCUGGUUCUCCUCCUGUCUUCAAGGCACGCUACGUUGCUCGAGGCUUCAGUCAGCGCGAGGGAGUAGACUUCUUCCAGACCUUCUCCCCCACUCCGAAGAUGACUACUCUUCGGCUGCGCCGCCCUCCUGGCUUCACUGGGUCGUUCCCUCCUGGUACCCAGUGGAGGCUCCAGCGGCCAGUCUACGGUCUCCGCCAGGCGCCACGUGAGUGGCACGACACACUGAGGACGACACUCGCGGCACUUGGGUUCGCUCCUUCUACUGCUGACCCGUCGCUGUUUCUACGCACUGACACCUCGCUGCCGCCGUUCUACAUCCUCGUGUACGUCGACGACUUGGUCUUUGCCACUGCUGACACUCAGGCUCUCGCCCACGUGAAGUCGGAGCUGCAGAAGCGACACACGUGCACAGACCUGGGUGAACUGACAAGCUACCUUGGCUUGCGGAUCACUCGGGACAGAGCACGGCGCACCAUCACCUUGACUCAGUCACACAUGGUGCAGCAGGUCCUUCAGCGCUUCGGCUUCACGUACUCCUCGCCUCAGGCCACUCCUCUGCCUACAGGUCACUCGCUCUCAGCUCUGCCUUCGGAUGAGUCCGUAGAGUCGAGUGGCCCGUAUCCAGAGCUUGUUGGCUGCCUCAUGUACCUGAUGACCUGCACUCGACCUGACCUUGUAUACCCUCUUAGCAUCCUUGCACGCUAUGUCGCUCCUGGCCGUCACAGGAAGGAGCACAUGGAUGCCGCUAAGAGGGUGUUGCGCUACUUGUGCAGUACGUCGGGCAUGGGGCUAGUGCUUGGAGGGCGAGACCGUGUUGUACUCACUGGACACUCAGACGCUUCUUGGGCGGACGACCAGGCUACUCAGUGGUCGUCUCAGGGUUACACCUUCAGCCUUGGCUCUGGCUCAGUUUCUUGGCGUUCUACACGCUCUUCUUCUGUUCUCAGCUCCAGUUGUGAGGCUGAGAUCUACGCCACAGCCAUGGCGGCCCAGGAGCUACGCUGGCUGACCUACCUGCUGACUGACUUGGGAGAGCGGCCUCGUUCCCCUCCAGUGCUGUACGUUGACAACAAGGCUGCCAUUGCCUUGUGUGAGGAGCACAGACUGGAGCACAGAACGAAGCACAUCGCCAUGCGGUACUUCCUUGCUCGAGAGCUUCAGCAGCGUGGUCAGCUUCGUCUUCGUUACGUGGCCACUGAGGCCAACACUGCUGAUGUGUUCACCAAGGCGCUUCAGCCUUGUGACCAUCAGCGCUUUUGCACUCUCCUAGGUCUUGUGCCUACUGGACCUCACUUGCUCACUUCUUGA